Molecule: messenger RNA, 375 nt
Organism: Trypanosoma brucei brucei TREU927
Lineage: Eukaryota; Euglenozoa; Kinetoplastea; Trypanosomatida; Trypanosomatidae
Exons: 1
Coding region: 1-375 (124 amino acids)
Source: RefSeq, a predicted model, not a curated record
AUGUCGCCUCUCGUAUCGUCCUUAACAUCUGGACGCGCUCUUCUUUUGACACCAUUUUGUCAUCAGCGUAUUGCAGUGCCGGAUGUGAAACCCACGCGUCAAGUCAUGCGGGAAGUUCUUCCGCAGGGUCGUGUGAAUGAUCGGGACAAUGAAUUAACUGUUUUUCUUCAGCAACUGCCAGCACGUUGUGAUAAGGCAAAACAGGAUUUACUUCAAGCGCAAAGGGCGAGUAAAUAUUACAGAACCCGCUACGGAAGAGGUUUGGAAAUGCGGAGGCGACAAUAUCAGCAGCUGCUGAACUUAUCCGAUGCGGAACUGCAAAUGUGGGCGCGGUCUCGAUUACGUCCGGUACGCAACCCGAUGAAGCCAUGUUAA